CAACCAUGGCACUCACAGGAAGGGCUGCGGUCAUCACAGGAGGCUCAUCUGGAAUUGGAUUGGCCAUCGCAAACAUGUUGAAGAGGGAGGGUGCCAAAGUAAUCAUCGGCGAUGUUCAGAAGCCUCCAAGCACCGAUGAUUCGAUCAUGUACUGCCCCUGUGACGUCACCAAGUUCAAAGAUCUAGAGAACUUGCUUCACCAGUCUUGCAAACCAUAUGGACAUGUGUCGAUAUGGGUCAACAAUGCGGGAAUCCAGAGUGAGACGAGACAUCGUCCUUUCAGCAACAAGGCGAUGAUGGAUACCGUGCGCGAGAAUGUGCAGAAGAUCCUAUCGAUCAACCUUCAAGCGGUAAUCGAAGGGUCAAAGCUUGCUAUCCGCCACAUGAAGGAUCAUGGACAUGGGGGUUCUGUGAUCAACAUGUCUUCACUUUCGGCAUUUAUUCCUCUCUCAAACGCUCCGGUUUACUCUGCAACGAAGGCGGGAGUGAAUCAAUUCACAAGAGCCGCUGGCUUGCAUCUCGGCCCUGAGAAUCCUAUCAAAGUGCAUGCCAUCUGUCCAGGAUUCGUCGACACUCCUCUCAUCUCAGACAUGCGGCAAAUGAUUGAGCAUGAGGUAGGAGAGAAGCUCAUCAGCGCGGACGAGAUCGCGAGCGCGGCGUUGGAGUUGAUCAGCCCCAAAGAUCCCAACAUGCAAAACGGCUCCAUCAUGAAGGUGUACAUGAAGGACGGCAAACUCAUCAAGGAGGUCUUCGACUUUCCCGGGGCUUUCAGGGGGAAGAAAGUUCUGUUCAAGGACUUGUGAGAGGUUCUCUAUCUCCGGCUCCUUUUUGCCUGAUGAAUCUUAACGCUGUUG
Molecule: messenger RNA, 854 nt
Organism: Guillardia theta CCMP2712
Lineage: Eukaryota; Cryptophyceae; Pyrenomonadales; Geminigeraceae
Exons: 17
Coding region: 6-803 (265 amino acids)
Cellular component (GO): cytoplasm
Molecular function (GO): oxidoreductase activity, acting on the CH-OH group of donors, NAD or NADP as acceptor
Source: RefSeq, a predicted model, not a curated record